AUGUUCUCACUCGUGGGCUACCUCUGCUACGCCUCAUACACGGGGGCCCUCUACUUCAGCGACGACGUGCGCGCGUCCUACGCAGCGCUACACGGCGGCGCCAUGCCUGACAUCAGCGCCGCCGACUUCUCGUUUGCAGCGCUGGCAGUGGUGGCCACGCUGGGCGUUGCGGUUCAGCACUCCCUGUGGCGGCGCCCCGGCGACAAGGUCCUCAGCCCCUUUGCUGUGUCUGUGGGCGGCGUGGUGGUGCUGUCAAUUGCGGGCUGUGCAGCGCACAUCCAUGCAACCUGCGAGGGAGUGCCGGACUGCGCAUCCUGGCUGCCCAUGCUGGUCUUGCUGGGCGGGUUCAAGGUGCUCAUGACUGUCAUCAAGUACACGCCCCAGGUGCUGCACAACCACCAGCGCGGCUCCACGGAAGGCUGGAGCACCCCCGCAGUCAUGCUGGACGUAGCAGGGGGCGUGCUGUCGUUCUCGCAGGUGAUGCUUGACGCUCUGGCGCGUCAUGACCUGUCAGUCAUCACGGGGAACCCUGCGAAGCUCUGGGUCGCUGGCCUCAGCAUCGGGUACGAUGCAAUCUUCCUGGCGCAGCAUUUCAUGUACAAGAAAACACCGGCCGCAGCGCAGGCUGGCGUUAUUGUGGGCGCCCUUGCACAGCCGCAGCCGGCCACAGCUGGCGCGCGUGAGCAGCCCGUGCUGGCGUUCGCAGCCAUCGACCGUCGCCAAGGGGGUCGCGGCGGUCUGAAGCAGCGCCUGUGA
Monoraphidium neglectum is the source of this 756-nucleotide messenger RNA. RefSeq names its product Cystinosin. Lineage: Eukaryota; Viridiplantae; Chlorophyta; Chlorophyceae; Sphaeropleales; Selenastraceae. Gene Ontology annotation, biological process: L-cystine transport. The transcript has 6 exons. The coding region runs from base 1 to 756 and encodes 251 amino acids. Gene Ontology annotation, cellular component: fungal-type vacuole; vacuolar membrane. Gene Ontology annotation, molecular function: L-cystine transmembrane transporter activity. The record is from RefSeq and is a predicted model, not a curated record.